AAGAAGAAGAGGGGAAGGGACAAUACAAUCAUGCUGUGCUGUAUGAGAAGAACAAAACAGGUUGAAAAAAAUGAUGAUGCUGACCAAAAGAUUGAACAAGAUGGCAUCAAACCCGAAGAUAAAGCUCAUAAGGCAGCCACCAAAAUCCAGGCCAGCUUCCGUGGACACAUAACAAGGAAAAAGCUCAAGGGGGAAAAGAAGGGAGAUGCCCGAGCUGCUGAGGCUGAUGCAAAUGAUAAGAAGGAAGAAGCUGCUGCCACCGCCGAUGCAGUGGAGAAAAAAGAAGGUGACGGCCCUGCAGCUACGGAAGCUGCCCCAGCUGCUGGUGCUAAGCCAGAAGAGGCCAGCAAAGCUGGGGAGACUCCUUCAGAGGAGAAGGAAGCCAGCUCCCAGGCUGCUGCUUCUGAGCAGCCAGCCUCCAAGGCCACUGCCCCAUCAGAGGAGAAGCCGGCCUCUGCUGAAACAGAAAGUGCCACUAAAGCUUCCACUGACAACUUGCCGUCCUCCAAGGCCGAAGAUGCCCCUGCCAAGGAGGAACCUAAACAAGCCGAUGUGCCUGCUGCUGUCCCCACUGCUGCUGCCACCACUCCUGCUGCAGAGGAUGCUGCUGCCAAGGCAACAGCCCAGCCUCAACCCGAAGCAGCAGAAAGCAGCAAAACCGAAGAGAAGACAGAAGCUGUAGAAGAAACCAAACCUAUGGAAAGUGCCCAGCAGGAGGAGGAGAAAGGAGAUGAGAGCAAGGCGGACCAAGAACAUGCCUGAACCUUAAAGAAAUGACUCCCUGCCUCCCUUUCCUCCCUCCUCCUGACCCAUGUCUCUCUGCACCCUCUACUCUCCCCCAGCUCCUGAGUCCCCCUUCCUAUCCUGCUCACAUCUGUGGGCCUGUCUUCUCCCCCUGCCCCCACAACCCUCUUUCUCUCUGUGUGGCAAACAUUUAAAAAAAAAAAAGCAGGAAAGAUCCCAAGUCAAACAGUGUGGCUUAAACAUUUCUUUGUUUCUUGGUGUUGUUAUGGCGAGUUUUUUGGUAAUGAUGAUCCAAUCAUUUGGGAAAUUCUUGCACUGUAUCCAAGUUUUUUGAUCUGGUGCGUGUGGCCCUCUGGGAGUCCACACUCCCUCUCUCUCUGUUCCAAGUGUGUGUGCAAUGUUCCGUUCAUCUGAGGAGUUCAAAC
Molecule: messenger RNA, 1169 nt
Organism: Vombatus ursinus (common wombat)
Lineage: Eukaryota; Metazoa; Chordata; Mammalia; Diprotodontia; Vombatidae
Gene: GAP43
Product: growth associated protein 43
Exons: 3
Coding region: 31-762 (243 amino acids)
Biological process (GO): regulation of growth; axon choice point recognition; tissue regeneration
Cellular component (GO): cytoplasm; plasma membrane; postsynaptic density
Molecular function (GO): calmodulin binding; phosphatidylserine binding; lysophosphatidic acid binding
Source: RefSeq, a predicted model, not a curated record